UAAUAUUAAUGUCACAGAAAAUGAUAAUGGAAUUGCUUUUCAACAUUUCCAGAUAAGAUUUUAAUUUAUUGUAAAAAUUAUAUACGACAGUUUUAAACAUUACUAUUCAUAUCUCUAUUUCAUGUGCAUGCGUAUUUUAUUUUCUUUUAUUGCUGUAUAUUUUUUCACUCGCUACUGGAAAGUCUCAAAAUCAUUCUCUUGUGCAAACGCGCUCUCCGAUUAUUCAUAUCCAAUUCCAGCGACAAAACAUCCCUCUCGCGCACUCUCAUUCACCAACCCCCGUUCUCAUUUCUACCGUUUCCCUCUUCGUCCUUCCUUCAGCUUCGCCAUCCCAAAAAAUCACCAAAAUAGCGCGACGCUUCUGCAAAAGCAUCGUUUCACUGCGGACGUCGCGUAUUUCCGGCGACGCUCGUGCAUCAGGAGCGAAGUUGUUGUUUUGGAUAUCAAAUUGCGGAUAUGGAAUAUGUAGCUAUGUUUCCCUACGAAUAAUGCAUGACAUUUUAUUUAAAUUAGAUUGCAAAUCAUUCCAAAGUUUAUUUAGAUUUUCAAGAUCACAAUUUAUAAAAAUUUGGUCUGAAUUACAUAUUAACUAUAAUAUUUUAUUUAACUAAUUUACAAUAACAGAAAAAUUGAUACUAUCUUUUUACAUAAUGCUUUCAGAUUAUUAUUUUAUUAUAAUAGAUGUUUUUUUCUCAAGAUCUCGAUAGUUUUAAUCUUAUAAUUUUCUACAACCAAUUUAAAACAAUUGUAGGCGUAUGCAUUUUUAUUGUUCAUUGAUAAAUAUAUAAAUUAGUGAUAGCAUUAUCUAUUUUCCAGCUAAAGUUAGCUUUUUACUUUGAUGAAUAAAUUCAGUUAGAUUCGUACGCUAUGAAUAAAUGUGUAUGUGAUCAAAACAUCUCUCUCAGACAACUCAGAUUUCUAGUCACACUCCUGGUCACUGCUCGCACCCUCUUGGUUCCAAUGCGGGGGUGCGCUCAGUGCGAAUCGCGCAGCCGCUCGAACACCUCGGGAUGGCUGGUCCCGCGUUGUGAUCGCGUGCGAAAAAUAAAAGGGAAAAAAGGAACGGGGGUGCAAGCACACAGGUGAGGAAGGCAUCGAGAUAUAGUGUUUUCAAACGGGGUGUCGAAUCGUGAUAUCCGGUUUGCGUGUCCCUCGGAGGAUGACAUCGUUCUCCAUGACGUCGCGUGAGCAUCGCGACCUCCGGAUCCGCGUCCGCUGGCCCUGUUAUUGACUCGGGGGUUGGUCCGGCGGCCAUGACGAAGGGUGGUUGGAUUCGCCGCGAGAUUGCCAGAUGGCGUGGCGUGUGCGGUCCACCCUCUCUGGAGUGCUCUCGGCGAGGAUCCUGCCGACGCUGUCGAGCCCCACGGCUCCAUCCACGACGCUGAGGGUGACUGACAGCGACCAGGAGGAACGCGCUCGGUGCCAAGUGAAGUCGUUGUAAACGUGCGGGCGCGGAACCGUGCGCGAGCAAGCGCGUGUAUCGCUAAGUGGGAUUGCGCGGGGCGGAAGCGGUGCGGAAAGUCCAUUUCGCGAGGCUGUGUAUUCUUUGGGGUGGACCGCGGGCCCCAAUCAUCCCCUCACGGCGCGGACGGCAUAUUUGGGAAAGAUUGUGCGGAGCUGCCGCAUCGCAUCGGAAGUUCGCCGCUUAUCGGCGAGACCGAGCGGGACCGAAUCGAACGAAGCGAUACGCGGAUCAACCCUCGGGAGUGCCGUCCACCAUCUUGGCUGCGCGGAGGUUAUUCUGUGUUCUCACGGAAAGAGUGCCAGGCGUCGGGGCACUCGCGCGAUCCACGGGAGAUAACGUUCUAUUUCGAGGGGAUUUUCCAGCUCUCGUUCUCUCCCUUUAUCCCGUCUCUCUCGUUUCCUCUCUCUUGUUCUUCGUGUCGCUGUAGGAGAGAUCUCGGAUAUCGGGGAGAGCGAGUGGUUUCCGGGGACAAAUCGAUGUUGCGACACCGCUGCACAGGAAUCAGCUGGAUCUGCUAGGAAUCCAGCACUUCAUCACGACAGUCCCGAAACUUUCCGGGAUAUCGCGACGUUCACGACGCCGCGGGACUGGAGCCAUUUUUACGCUCCGUAUGUCGAAAGGCAAGCGGCGCUCCCGCUGAAAACUGGGUUACCGCGUCGCUUCCGCUCGAAUUCCUCCUUCGCCCGUCACCCGGAGGCUCGUGGAUCUAUUCAGCCCAGACUGAAAAACGUUACUUCCUGCCCUCCCUUUAGUAGAAGUUUUACGUCUAGUGGUGAUAAGGAUAUUUAAUUGGGAUGACUUGUGCAGGAAGGAAAGGCGUGGGUCUGGAUCUGGAUUGUGAAGGACAGGGAAGGUUGUGUGAUCAGUGAUUAAGACUGAUGAAGGAGAGCUAUGGAUUUAUACGUUAAACUGGAAAGGAGUGUACUUCGAAUGGAUUUGUCGUGGAAUUUUAUGUGGGAAGAGGAGAGGCGUGGGUUUGCACACUGAAGCAAGUGAAACGUGUUCAGAUUUUGGGGUGGAAUAGCAGGGUGCGUUUGGAGGUUGAUUUGGAGUGGAUCGGUCAAGUUGAGGAAUAUCAUGCGAGAAGACAAAACGCGUGAAACUGAUUAAGAGUGGAGGGAUAUCUAAGAUGUCCAAACAUCUAAGAUGUAUGUUAAAAGUGGGGACAGUGGUUGAUCUGGAUUGACUCAAUGAAUCGGAAGAUUUAUUGGGGAGUGUCGUGCGACAGGGAUAAAAGAUUUGUGCAAUCGACUGUGUAGUAUGAAAACAUGGAGAUUGACUCGAUAGACUCGGUGAAAGGAAUCGCGUGGUGAGAUUGAUUUCACUUAGAGAAGGCAAAUGUGUCUUCUUAGAGCAAGAAAGUAGUGUGCGAGUAGAUUUUACGGAUCGAUGAACUGUUAAGGAAUAUUGGGAUAUUGGGAAGGGAAGCUGGAUUUAUGCAUCGAAAAGGGAGGGACGUUGGAACGAGUGAAACUGUAUGCGAAGUAAUACUGAGGAACGAUGCGCAGAAUAAGAAGAUGCAGGUUUCUCCGUUAAAGGAGGUACAGCGUGCAUAAAUAUAUCGAACGAGGAGAUGCGUGCUAUCUAAGUUCGAUGAGGAAACGUUUGCGCGAUAUGAUUGGCUUGGACAGAGAAAAGUUGGUACCUGCUUCCAUAUUUAAUGAAAUGAUUAAUUACUGAAGAAAAUAAAGUACGAAUUUGCACAUUAAGGAAAAUCUGGGAACAUCUGUGUACAGAUUGUGCGCAGAUUCAACGUCGGUUUAAUAAUCAUUUAAAGAAAGAAGAUGCAAAGUUGUGUUUUCUGUUUAUCUUUCAUAACGAGCUAAUCUUGUUCUUUUGAAAGAUAUUGUUAAAGUUCCGGAAAAAAUCAUUAUGAAUCGUUCUUGAGCUAAAGAGCUGCGCUUAUUUGGAUUAUUUGAAAAAUUAACGUAUUACAAAAAAUUGAAGAUUGCAGACAAUUGUUGUCUAAAAGAUAUAAUUUAUGUCCAAGAAGAUUCUUUCAGUAUCAAGAACAAUCUUGUCCGCGCGGACAAAAUCUUCUUUGUUGAAAAAGAGCAAAAGAAUCUUUUGCGCUAAAGGAAAUCGCGAAUUCUUUGUUGCCAAGAAGAACUGUGAAUUCUGCUUACUUGAAGAAUGUUCUUUGCGCACGGGAGAAAACCGUUGUUUUCUAGAAAACUUGUUUGCUUGUCGAGGGAAGUCACGAAUCAUCUUCAUUUAAGGAAUGUUGUUGAGAAGAAUUAUGGUGUGAAUUCGUGAUGAGAAAAAUCACGAGUCUCCCUCUGCAAUUUUAAGAGGAGAACUCUUUCAGCGGGCGUAUCCAGGAAUAAAUCUUCCACGAAGAUUUGCCAGACGAAGAUUAAAAAUUCGUCGAACGAGAUGGUCGCUGAAGAGUCCAUGGAAUUCACGGGUUUGCGAACAGUGGUUCUUGACGGAAGAAGAAUAUAUCUAAUGAAUUAUGCUCGAUAAAGUCGCCAAAUGUAACAUCCUUCCAAUAGUUAGCAAUUAACAGGACAUAGUUAGGAAUUGGACAGACUGGUAUCGGGAAUGCCCGAAAUGACGAGGAACCAGUGAUUUCGGCAAAGGACCGACAAGUAGUUUUAGAUGUUUCGUACGAAUAAGUGAGAUCGAUUGGUGGUGCGUUAUCAGUGCUUCGGAAAGUGUUUUCCUGGUUUGCCUCGUCGAAGGAUUACGCGUGGCGGCCGGGCUCCUACGUUUCGUGAGACAAUCUUUGGCAUGCGUAAUACGAGUGAGUCGGCCGUAGGGCUCGUUUCGCGACCAGCGAAGGGAUCAAAGGAGGGUCGUUUGGCCGCUUUCGGGCGGUACGAGACCCGGUGAGCGCGAGAGGGCGAGCAACCCCUUUGCCGACGACCAGCAACUCUCCCGUCCGUCACUGUCGACGAACAACAGAACAGAUGUCCUGACAGCGGGCCCCGGGCCACCAGGAUGCCGACAGACGACGACUAUGGCCGAAGAGAUCGUCUUCUGUUGCACCAACAUCCGAUCGCUCAGUACGGAUCCUCGUCAUCCCCGCUUACCGGGUCAAGCGCGCCAAGUUCCGGCAGCGUGGGGACCCAGAUCGGUCCCAAUAAUCCCAACGACUGCUACAAACAGCAGGUUCAGCAGCAGCAAUCGUCCGACUUGCGUUCGGUCACGAGCAUCGCGAGCCAGUCGAGCCAGGAACGUUACAGCCAAUCGGAUCAAGAGACUCAAAGUAGCGAGCAUGUCGGGGCCCGAAUGGUCGAUCGGCUCGAAAAAUCCGCGGAGAAGUGCGCGGAGAGCCGUACUUCGAAUUGCGAACGUUUUGGGCAUUAUCAGGCCCAAAGCGGUGAGCAUGUGGGGAUCCGAAUGGGGGGUGAGCGGCACGAGAAGGCCGUGGACAAAUCUUCGAUUGAUUACUCGAAGUGUGGAGAGGGUCGUCAACCGAGUUGCGAGCGUUUCGGACUCUAUCAGGCCCAAAGCUGCGACCAAGCCCACCAAGUCGGUGCUAGAAUGGGCGAGCGGUACGAGAAGUCAUCCGACAAGACGUCGGUCGAUUUCACCAAGUGCACCGCUGACGGUCGACAAUCGGGUUGCGAGCGGUUCGGCCAUUAUCAAGCUUCAGCGUUCGGUCAGUCCCCAUUGCAGGGACAUUACGGUGGCGGGCACGCCAGCGCCGAUCGUUUCGCGCGAUUUAACGACCUCAGUGCGUUGCACGGCGAGCAGCGAGCUUCGAGCGAUCGUUACUCGGUCUGCAACCCGGAGCUGCGCUUCGACACGGUGGGCCCGAAUGGGCCUAGCGAGUACGCGAACGCGAACGCACUCGCGGGUUCCUUCACGUCGGAGACGUUCCCGUCACCGCCGUCGCCGGCACCGGCAAACGACCGUUUCGUCCCACCACCGCCACUGUCGCCCAGUCCGAGCGAGAAGUAUGCUUCGAGUCAGAGUCUGGCUGGUUACCCUGCUACUGAUCGCAUUUUUCCCCCCAAUUCUCCGGGGUCCAAAUAUGGCACCGACGGUGCCGCUCCAGGAUCACCGAUGCCCGCCAAAGAGCGCUUCGCCUCCGCCGAACGACUGCUGGUCACUCAACAAUCAACCGCAGGCGACGCCAAGGAUCAACAACGCUACGUUGGUCCACCUGAUCGCCUGCUCUCGGGAUCCUCCCCUGUCCUGGGGGGACUUCAGGCUGGACUUCAAACGGGACUCCAGGGUAGCGGGGUCUACGCCAAGGAUGCCCGUUACGCCACCAUUUCCGCAGACAGGAUAUUAUCCUCUUCGCCGAUACAUGCUCCAGUCCCAGAGAGAUUCAUCGGCAAGUCGGAGAGGUACUUGGGCGAGUCGCCCGUUCACGAUAGGUAUCCUCGGCAGGACCCACCAGCGACAACACAUCACGAUCGGUAUUCGGCGAUGGCGGCGGCCACCGAGAGGUUCCUUUCGAAUUCGCCUAAUCCUGAGAGCACGCAUCAGCGCUAUUCAUCGUCAGAGCGUUCGUCUCUUCAAGUCUCUUCUAGCGGUUCCGAGCAAAACCGACGUCUCUAUACUGACAGAGGUGUCGAGACAGUUUGUCAGAAGUAUUCCGAUCGGUCCAUUGGUUCACCGGCAUCCGCCGACUUCGGUCGGUAUUCCGGUUUCCCGGAAGUCACCAAUCAGACGCGAUACGUGUCCAGCAACGACCGCUUCAACGAUCUCACCCUGCAGCGUUGCGGUCAAUCGCGGUCAACCGAUCGAUUUUCUAGCGAUCGAUACUUGGCUGGAUCGUCACCCGCGCACGACGGCAGACUCUCCAGUGCCGAGACACCACACUAUAUUGUCUCCUCUACCGAACGUCUGCUGGCGCCGACGUCCUCCUCGCCGUCCUCCUCCUCGGAAACCGGCACUAGAUACCAUUCGCCCUACACAACCACCGGCACCCAAUCAUCGACACCUAAUGAGCGCUUUGCGUCAAUAUCCCCGACGCCCGAAGCAUCGUCAAACGUUCACCGUGCUGUCGGUGGAGGAUAUCAGAACACGAAGAGCACCGUCGACAAAUAUCUGGUCUCAAAGUCAGUUCAGAGCUACGAUCGUUACUCAGUCGGCGGCCAGAACGAUCAUCAGUACAGCCAAGACCGAUACUUCGCUUCGAGCGGUGGCGCUGACCGAUUUCAGACUUCCGCCAGUGCUGAUCGCUUUCAUACUCCUGCUGAUCGCUACUCGCCAGCGCGCAGCAGCGCCGACAAGUAUCUGUCCCUGCCGAAGCCUAAGGACAGGUACACUGGCCGCAUAACACCCAUCUCCUGCGCCUCUGCUGUUGCGACGUCGUCCUCCGAUCGCACCUACAGCUCCUCCAGCGUGAGCUACGUGCCCCCAACCGCGCACACCCCCGUCGAACGAUAUGUGCCCCAACCACCCCCCGAAGUGCUCUAUCCAGACAGGUACGUGGACAGGUACGUACCACCCGCGGCGCACACACCGACUGAUCGAUACGUGCCCGCCAGCGAUCCAGGCGAUCCAUACAUGCGUCGCGACCUUGGCUUUCAUCACCAUUACCGGCUACCGCCGCCCGCCGGUUAUCCGUACCAGACGCAUUUCCGGUUCCGCGGGUUCGCGUACACCACGUCCGGUCGAUUGGGCGGCAGUCCCGGGUCCAGCAGUUCCAGCAGCACGACGUCCAAUCAGCGCGAGACGUUUGCGACGUCGCCAUUGUUGAGGCCCAAAGUGCGUGCGUCCGCGGUCGAAUUCGGUGCCGCCGUCGCCGCCACCGUUGGUGGGGUGACAACCACUACGACAGCCGGUGUCAACCGUCAUGCGUGCGCGAACUCGGUCGGCUGUUGCGGAGACGCGUCCACCAAUGCUAGAGCCUGCUGCCAGAUGAGGAGGUCCCUGCCACCUGGAACGCUUCCGGCGAUAUCUACGCAGACUUCGUCGUGGCAACCAUCGCCGAGUUCCGGUACGACGGGCACGUCGACGAUAUCGUCAACUACCGGCGAGGAUGACGCGACGCAGAGCACCGGGAUAUAUCCGGUGGGCGUCGCAGCAGCGUCAUCGACUACGGCGAUAGCAACGUCGGUGACGACAGCAUCGACGACCAUACCGCAAGCUACCUCCAGCGUCGCCAUUGGUACCGGAAGUGUGAGCGUCGCCAGGAGCGUCUCCGCGCCGUGCGCCCCACGACCGGUCGUCCAGGUCAGCAGCUCGUCGGCGAGCGCCUCGGCGACACAACGGCCGAGACUGAGGAGGAAUCAGAGCCGCACCGAGGCUAUCCGGAACUACAUCAGACGCGAGACGGCACAGUUCUUCGGGGUCGACGAGGAAUCGGAGGCUUUGGAGAAGCAAAGAUGGCUGGACCGACGGCGACGCAUGGCAUCGAGGAAGUACGGCGCGCUGGUAGCGGAACACCGGCCGCCGGAUCCGGACAUCACUAAGGACGUACCCGACACGAGUGAGACACCGGAAGGUGUCACGCUCAGACGAUGGCAGCAACCAGUACGGAGGAAAGAUUCAGUGGCGAGGAUGACGCUAUCGGGCCUUCAUUACAUCGUCGAAUCGUUAACCAGCAGGCAGCGUCCUCGCGAGCGUGUGCAGUCGCGUCUGGAGUCGCGCAGUUUUCCACCGAGCACGAUCGCGUAUCUGUCGAGAACAGAGGCAGUGUCGUAUCCUGACAACGGUCAAGAUGAGGAGGAAUCUUUCUUCGAAAGGCCCCCGCCGCCUCCGCCGCCUCUUCCGCCGCCACCGUCAUCUCAGCAAUCGCAGCAGACGCAAAUCGAUCAAGCUACAAGUGGACUGGUCAAGGACGAAGAGGUCAGCACCAAGAUCGUGGAUAUUCUCAGCACGACUCAACAGGAUCGCGAAGCGGCUAUUUCUGAAGAUUUGGUCGAAUUCGCACAGCAGAAGGAUGAUAGGACAACGGUCGACGGACAAGCCAGGCGACCCCGUUCGAUCAUGAGGGACCACUAUAUUUCCAGAGAUUACAGAAAGACAAGUUGGAGUAGGUCGAAGUACGACGCGCCCCCGACGGAGGGUACGAAGGUGCCGCAAGAAGAGGGUGUGACUCUUCGAAGGGAAGUGACCGGAGGCACGAGGAUCUCCCGCACCACGAUUGAUCGUGUCUUCGACAACAGCAAUCGGCGACGAUAUGGGAUGGGCAUUGUCGGUCGCUUCUUCGGACGAUCUUUUCGGAAAAGCGUCGCGCACAAACCGGAUAUAAAGAAGCAGCUGGACGACUUCGAAGAUCAUCGGCCGUAUUUCACGUACUGGAUCACUACCGUGCAAGUGUUAAUUCUGAUAAUAUCCUUGGCAUGCUAUGGAUUUGGUCCUGUUGGAAUGGACAUCAACCAUCGAUCCGGGCUGGUUCUCGUGACGAGUCUGUCACUGCAACAAGUCGACUAUCAAGAACCCGCGAACUUCUGGCUGGGUCCUAGAGCAGCGGAUCUAAUUCAUUUGGGCGCCAAAUUCGCGCCCUGUAUGCGCCGAGAUAUCAAGAUCUUAAAGGAAAUUGACGUCUGGCGAGAAAGAGAACGGGACACCGCCUGCUGUAUCAGGAACGACGAUUCCGGCUGCGUUCAGUCCAGCAAAGCAGAUUGCUCUGUCCGGGGAUUAAGGUCUACUGUUACGAAUACAAUUUCGACCUGGAAGAAAUGGAAACACGGGGCCAGCGGGCCUGGCGGUCGCAUUAGUGGAUCAGUAUGUGGGCUGGAUCCAAAAUUCUGCGAUGCUCCAGCAAGCAUUGCGCCUUACGAGUGGCCAGACGACAUCACCAAAUGGCCGAUUUGCCGGAAGACUGCCUUCAAUCAACGCUUCAGUAAAAACGGGAGUCAGCAAGGGAACUUUCCCAUCGGCCGCUACAAUAAAAUGGCGGAGCACAUGGUGUGCGAAGUAAUCGGCCAUCCGUGCUGUAUCGGGAUUCACGGGAUGUGUCGGAUCACCACGAAAGAAUACUGUGAUUUUGUCCACGGUUACUUCCACGAGGAAGCGUCGCUAUGCUCGCAGGUGGAGUGUCUGCACGAUGUCUGCGGUAUGAUACCAUUCUUGCAUCCGGAAUGGCCGGACCAGUUCUACAGGCUCUUUACCACCAUCUUUCUUCAUGCCGGAAUCGUCCAUUUGGCAAUUACGUUGCUGAUCCAGUAUUUUCUGAUGAGGGACUUGGAAAAGUUGACGGGAUCUUUGCGCAUCGCUUUGAUCUAUUUUACCGGUGCUCUUGCUGGGAAUUUGGCCAGUGCGAUCUUCGUCCCUUACAGGGCAGAAGUCGGUCCAGCCGGCGCGCACUUUGCGUUGCUGGCCACGUUGGUGGUCGAAGUGCUGCACUGUUGGCCGAUGCUGAAGCAUCCUCGGCGCGCACUGUCCAAGUUGAUCCUAAUCCUGUUGGUGCUAUUGGCGCUGGGUAUCCUGCCAUGGGUGGAUAAUUAUGCGCAUCUAUUCGGCUUCAUCUUCGGCUUCCUGGCGGCCUACGCACUGAUGCCGUUCAUCUCGUUCGGCCAUUACGAUCGCAGACGAAAGAUCCUGCUGAUCUGGGUCUGCUUGAUCCUGAUCGUAGGCCUGUUUGCCCUAUUGCUCGCCCUCUUCUACAAUGUGCCGGUGUACGAGUGUGAGGUGUGCAAACUGUUCAACUGCGUGCCGUUCACCCGCGACUUUUGCGCCUCCCAAAACAUCAAUUUGAAACGGGAGGAGCCGGUAUGACAUACGGGGCCGCGGUUCACAGUCGGGCGCGAAGUUGUUCCGUUCGGCCCCCGAUCUCACGCUCUUCAUCAUCGCGCACACCACCACGAUCCACUAUUACUGUUCGCAACGCUCGUCCUGGCGACGCUCCUCGUCGACUCCCGAAGCCGCGUCCGAAGUCGCAACGUCGGCCGAGAUUGAUCGAAGAACUUUUUCAUUUCAGGGAUAAUUGAAGCUCAAAAUCUUUAUGAUCAUCGAGAUCUCUGAUGUACGAAGUUAGAAGAAAUCCUUCGGAAAUUAAUUGAACGACAAAUGUUUUGAAUUUUUGAUGAAGUUUUGAAGAAAAAAGUAGAAGUUUUUUUAUUUUUAAGGAAGGUAAAGAAUUCAGGGAAGAGUUUUUGCAUUUCUUAAGAGGCUGGAAGAAGAUGAAUAAACAUUGGGAGAAAAAUUGGGAAAUCAAAAGGGAACAUGUGCAUUUUUGAAAAGAUCGUUAAAAGGAACUUCUUGAAGUUUUGAAGAAGCAAAAUGAUCCAAAAAAGAUUUUAGGUUCUCAAGUUGAAAGAAGAUUGAGAGAAUGAGAUGAAUAUUUUUUUUUAAUUUUUGAUCGUAGGAAAAUCUGCAAGAAAGGAAUUUUAUAUUUUUGAAAAAAGAAAAAUAAGGCAUCGGAAAAAUAACCUUUUUGAUAAAGCUAAAGAAUUAGCUAUUGUGCAAUUUUAGAGACAUUUCUUGGUCAGUGAUCAAUUUCUAGUCUAUUUAAUGAUGAUCUGGAUUGUUGAGCUUUCAAGAUUAUCCGAGGUUUACGUUUACCUUCAAAUUGCAAAAUUGUGCAAUAUAAGCUUUUAAAGUAGAGCCUAAAGCAAUUCGCCUAACGGAGGAUCUUUUGUGCUUUGAAAUUUGGCGACCCGAAUGUUUGGUCUUUAAAAUUUUUCCGGAAUUCCCGACCUGCGUAGAUCAGGAUCAACGAUCGUAUUUGGAUUGUUCACGUUACUUAUAAGAAUGAUAUCAUGGUGCGUUCGGAGGACAUGGGGGUUUGAUAGUGCCUGGAUCGAGCGGGUGAAGGUAAUGGAUCCCGACCGACAUUUUCGCUACUGCCAACGAACGUUAGAGAGGAACUCGUGUUCGUCGACGCACGACGAUGCCUUAACAUUAUUAAGUCCCAGCGUAGUAAAUGGCUCCCAACGUAAGCUGGCCAGGGCCCAGCGGGCCUUGAGGGAGUCCAGGACUCUAAAUCGCCGACGGAGUGUGUAAAUAUGCGCGGGCCUUGAGUGUCCAGCGAAACGAUUAAACGGAUGGAUGCUCCACGUGACAUCCGGGAUGUAACGUACCUACGCGAGGGUCCAUCGCGGCUUGGCGUGGCAGCAUCCAUUCCACGGAGGUGUUGAUAGGCAGAACGGAGGAGAAACGGGCAGAUGUAAAUAGGAUCAAGUCUUGUUACCGUUGUAAGAACGACCUUAGUAAGCUAACUUUAGGAAGAACCUUGAAAGUGCGCACGUCUUUCGUCUCUGUACGAUAUAGUCCCCCGCACCUCCGACAUCCGGAACUAUUGUCUGUGAUGGCUUGAUCUUGGAGAUAUUUUUCGUAGCACCGCGAUGGCCGUAAUGAUGAUGGCCGCGAGCCUUCCUACAGGAAUGACCCGGGGAUAAUCAUCGUCUGGAUACCAAUUGGUAGCUCGAUAAGAGGCGAGGGAAAACUGGAGCCUUAAGCGUUUAUGUGUGAAGAGGCAGGAUGAAGAGUGUAAGUCUUUUAAAGCACGUAUAACACACUUGAAAAACCGCUUCUUUCCGUUUCCUGAUGUAAUUUCGGGCUUGAACGUGGAUAUUGAAAAUAGAAUGAACACGCAUUGCUCAACAUUUAGAACGACAAGCUGUUUGCCAAUUUCUCGUUACCACGUUUCAAUUCGAGUAAUGCAAUUGCCAUUAUAUAAUUGUCAAUUUUCGGUAAGGUGAUUUAUUAAUCAAUUAUAUCAUGUAUGACAGGAAGUUCCAACAUAAUUCGUAUCAUCUCUUGACAAUGCAAAUUCUGUCUAAUAGCAUUGUAUUUCAGUAUUAUCUGUAUCAGUUCUAUGAUACCAAUUAUAAUUACAGUAUUAAUAAUAUUAUUCAUUUCAAACGUAACCAGACUAAUCUUAUACGAUAACUCUAGCAAUGUCACUUUAAAUAAAACUGGAUUUUUACAUUAGAUUUUGAUAAUAUCUACCGAUAAUCUUAUGAAAUUGUAAUAUAAAACGUAGUACAAAAUAUGGAAUACAUGCAAUAACACGAGAAACAGCAGGUACUGAAAUAUCUGAUUGGUAUCCAGAGGACUGAGUCCUUGUCGAGGAUAGGAGGGAAGGGGAGGUCCGAGGCAGAGGAGGCGGAAGGAAAGUGUUAACGAUUUAAGGCGAAACGAAUCAAUUUUUUAUAACGGCGUGAAAGAGAGCGAGAGAAAGGGAGGGAGAGAAAGGGUGGCGCGAAUAUCAGAAUUCUUAAUCAAUUUCGAAGUCUGUAAAUAUGUAUCUGCGGCAAUGCGAGGGAAUGUAUGGGAACGAAAGGAGCGGUGAAAGGAACAAAUACACGAAAUAUAUACGCUACGCAAUAAGUUUCUUAUACCUCUGUGCACA
This is a messenger RNA of Ooceraea biroi (clonal raider ant), 12671 nucleotides long. It is a transcript of the gene rho-5, whose product is annotated as rhomboid-5. Gene Ontology annotation, cellular component: endoplasmic reticulum membrane. Gene Ontology annotation, molecular function: serine-type endopeptidase activity. Gene Ontology annotation, biological process: regulation of epidermal growth factor receptor signaling pathway; regulation of protein secretion. The record is from RefSeq and is a predicted model, not a curated record. NCBI's taxonomy places the organism in Eukaryota, Metazoa, Arthropoda, Insecta, Hymenoptera, Formicidae.